UUUCUUUCCCUCUCUCAAACCAACGCAGAGAACAUCAAUCAAAACUUCGCAAACGACAUCGUUUUAACAGCAAAGAUGCUUUCUUCUUCUCCAACUUCCUUCGCUCAUCCCUUCCUCUCCUCUUCUCCGCCUCUCUCCCCCGUAUCUCCUCCCUCUCGCACGGCUCGGAUCUCGCCUACUCUCGUCUCCGCCUCUUGCUCCUACACCUGCACGGAGGACACCCCGCGGUUACACAAGAUCCCGCUUCGAUCGACGACGGCGACAGCUUCGCUAUACGAGAUUCUGGAGGUUCCUCGCGGCGCGACGAGCCAGGACAUCAAAUCGGCGUACCGGAGACUGGCCAGGAUCUGCCAUCCAGACGUGGCGGGAACCGAUCGGACGACGUCGGCUGAUGAGUUCAUGAAGAUCCACGCGGCGUACUGUACGCUUUCUGAUCCUGAGAAACGAUCUGUCUACGAUCGGAGGAUGCUUCGCCGGAGCCGUCCCUUGACCGUCGGUAACUCCGGGAUGGGCAGUUACGUCGGCCGGAACUGGGAAACCGAUCAGUGCUGGUAGUGAGUUGACUCGGUGACCGAGUUGGCUCGCGUUAAUUCGAUUUAAGAGGGAAAAAAAAAGACGAAUCGGUCGUGUAAAUAGGAAACGAUUAAUGUGGAGCUUGACGUUGUAAUUAAUAGUAGUCAUUUUAGCUAAUACGAACGAGGAUUAGUGUGCUAACAUAUGCUAUGCGACGCCGUUUGGUUCGUGUUACGUGUGAUCUAUAAUAUUGAUAUUUACUUUCAGUUCUUUUGA
Brassica rapa (field mustard) is the source of this 789-nucleotide messenger RNA. RefSeq names its product chaperone protein dnaJ 11, chloroplastic. NCBI's taxonomy places the organism in Eukaryota, Viridiplantae, Streptophyta, Magnoliopsida, Brassicales, Brassicaceae. The record is from RefSeq and is a predicted model, not a curated record.